AUGGACAGACAGAUGGACACAUGGACGGACAAACUUACAGACAGACAGAUGGAUAGACAGACAGAAGGACAUACGGACAGACGGACGGACGGAAGGACAGACAGAAGGACAGACAGACAGAUGGAUGGACAGACAUACGGACAGAUGGACAAACGGACAGGAGGACGGACAGAUGGACGGACAGACGGAUGGACGGACAGACAGAUGGACACACGGAAGGACAGACGGACAGACAGAAGGACGGACAGACGGACGGAUGGACGGACAGACGGACAGACAGACAGAAGGACAUACGGACAGACGGACGGACAGACGGAGGGACAGACAGAAGGACAGACAGACGGACAGACAUACGGACAGAUGGACAAAUGGACAGAAGGACGGACAGACGGAUGGACGGACAGACAGAUGGACACACGGACGGAAGGACAGACGGACAGAAAGACAGAAGGACGGAUGGACGGACACACGGCUGGACAGACAGAGGGACACAUGGACAGACAGAUGGACGGACAGAAGGACGGUCGGAGAGACGGACAGAAGGACGGCCGGACAGACAGACGGAAGGACAGAUGGAAGGACGGACAGAUGGACACACGGACAGACGGACGGAGAGAAGGACAGACAGACGGACAGAAGGAUGGACAGACGGACGGAAGGACAGACAGAUGGACGGACAGACGGACAAAUGGACAGAUAGAUGGACACAUGGAUGGACAGAAGGACGGACAGACAGACGGACAGAAGGACAGACAGACAGAUGGACGGACAGACCGACAGAAGGAUAGACAGACAGACACACGGACGGACGGACAGACAGACGGACAAACAUACGGACAGACGGAUGGACAGAAGGACGGACAGACGGAAGGACAGACAGAAGGACAGACAGUUGGGCAAACGGACGGACAGACAGGCGGACACACAGAUGGACAGAAGGACGGACAGGUGGAUGGACAGACAGACGGACAGAUGGACAAACGGACAGAAGGACGGACAGACAGAAGGACGGACAGACAGAGAUACAGACGGAUGGACGGACAGACGGACACACGGACAGAAGGACAGAUGGACAGACAGACGGAUGGACAGACAGACAGACGGACGGAUGGAGAAAUGGACGGAUGGACAGACAGAUGGACGGACAGACGGACAAACAGACGGACAGACAGGCAGAAGGACAGAUGGACGGACAGACGGACGCAGAGAAGAACGGACAGACAGAUGGACGAAGAGACAGGAGGACAGACGGAGAGACAGUUGGGCAAACGGACGGACAGACAGACCCACAGACGGAUGGACAGACCAAUGGACAGACAGACAGGCAGACACACGGACAGAAGGAGGGACAGACACACGGACAGACAGACAGAAGGACGGACAGACAGACGGACACACAGACAAUCGUACAGAUGGACAGACAGAAGGACGGACAGGCAGAUGGACGGACAGACACACGGACGGACAGAGAGAUGGAGAGACAGACGGGCAGACAGAUGGAGAGAAGGACGGAUGGACAGACUGAUGGACAGACAGACAGAUGGAGAGACAGACGUAUGGACAGAGAGACGGACAGAUGGACAGACAGACGGAGAGACAGAUGGACAGAUGGACAGACGGACGGAGAGACGGACAGACAGAAGGACAGACAAAAGGCCACACGGACAGACAGAUAGACGGACAGACAGAAAGACUGACAGACAGGACAGACAGAUAGAGAGAUGGACAGACGGACAGACGGAUCGAUGGACAGACAGAUGGACACGCAGACAGAUGGACGGACAGACAGAUGGAGGGACGGAAAGACAGACAGACAGAUGGAGGGAUGGACAGACAGACACACGGAGAGACGGAUGGACAGAUGGACGAGGGCACACACGGGGAGACAGACAGAUACACGGAGUGACACAUGGACACAUGGAGAUACAGAUGGAGAAAGACACGGACUCACAGACAGACGGACAGAUGGAGAGACAUAUGGAUGGACAGAUAUGUCUUUUGAAAAAAGGAUAA
Empidonax traillii (willow flycatcher) is the source of this 2013-nucleotide messenger RNA. RefSeq names its product S-antigen protein-like. NCBI's taxonomy places the organism in Eukaryota, Metazoa, Chordata, Aves, Passeriformes, Tyrannidae. The record is from RefSeq and is a predicted model, not a curated record. The transcript has 2 exons. Bases 1 to 2013 code for a protein of 670 amino acids.